Molecule: messenger RNA, 1191 nt
Organism: Trypanosoma conorhini
Lineage: Eukaryota; Euglenozoa; Kinetoplastea; Trypanosomatida; Trypanosomatidae
Product: trans-sialidase
Exons: 1
Source: RefSeq, a predicted model, not a curated record
AACACCGCGUUUACGCUUGUGGCGAAGGUGACCAUCCACGCGGCGCCAGCGGAAGGCAGCAGCCCCGCUCCUUUGCUUGGCGCGAAGCUGAAUGACGGGAGCAACACUGUGCUCCUGGGUCUGUCGUGCACGAAGGACAAGAAGUGGGAAGUGACGUUCAACAACAAGCGCCUGAAGCUGUCGGAGGAUGAAGAGUGGGAGGAGGAGAAAACGUGCCGCGUGGCACUGGGGAUGGAUGCCGGUGAGGGGUUGGUUGUGUACGUCGGUGGCUCGCGUGUGUACGACAGCGAAGAUGACGACGACUGGGAAAGCAGCGUUUCUAAACAGUUGCAGGAGCUGUUGAAGUCGCGCAGCAUCUCGCACUUCUACUUCGGCGGGGGCGGUGCGGGCGGCGUUGAGGUGACGGUGGCCGACGUCCUGCUGUACAGCCGCACGCUGAGCGGGACCGAGCUCGCGGCACUGACGACGAACCCCGAUGCCGCCGAUGCCGCCGCUGCUGGGCCGGAGGAAGUCGUGGAAGCGCCGGACCCGGGAACUGCGCCGCAGGGCAGGGAGGUGGAGGUCGCUCCUGCGCCACCCGCCGGGGACUCCCACCUCGGCCCCCCAAAGGAACACCACCAACAGGAAGGAGAAGGGGAAGAAAAGGGAGAGGAAGAGGAAGUGCCGCCUCAGUUAUCGCAGGAUGCAGGCAAAGAGGCAGGCGAGGCGUCAACACCUUCUAACAACACGCGCAACUCCGACGCAGAGGAAGCAGAAGAGGCGGAGGAAGAGAAAGAAAAGAAGGCGGAGGAGGAUGAGGAGGAAGAAGCGACAGAAGACGCUGACGGUGCAUUGGCGUCCCCAGCGUUGACAGCACCGGCUGCGGCCAGUGCUCCUCGCACAGGCGCAACUGAGCAGGCCGUCGGUGCGGAAACUUCUGAGCGGCAACGAGGGCCUCGCCUCCCGCAGACGGUGCAGUCACGGCGGCCUCGGUGGGUGACGGCCAGGCGCAGCAGACCCCUCCGUCGCACGCGCCAGAGGCCGUUGACGGCGUGCCGUCUGCUUCGGCCGCGCCCAUCGACGAGACGCCAAACGCUGCCGCCGAAGAAAAUGGCGCAGACCCCCAAACUGCGGCGGAAGAGGACGCGGACGGCGGCCACGAGGCGCCCAGCAACGCCGCCACGGCAAGCACGGCUCAGGCGCCGCAUUUAA